AUGGUAAGCUACUGGUGCUGCUAUGUGGCUCACAAGAACCCGAGGUGUUCGGCAACACUUGUUCUUCGUGGAGAUAUUGACGGACCUGCAUCUGAGUUGGAAGUCCUCAAUGAUGACAAAAGAAAGGCUCAUAUAUGUGGUGGUGAGAACGUGCAGCUUCGUACUACGUACAACGAUAUGCGCGAAGCAGCGGCCGCCGCUGAUGCAGAGACGAACUUGUCUGCCAUUUACGCAAGGGUUUUGAACUCCCAGCCGGAUAAUGUCGUGAAUCGCUUGCCUAAACGUAAGAGUGUGCAAGAGAAUCUGCGUAUCACACGGCAAAGAGCGCAAAAUCUCCCAAAACUCCCUCGCGCAAGAGCUGACUUCGCUAUCCCCGAUGGAUAUAAGAUUGUUAGGAUUGGUGGAGAAGACCAACCAAGCCUUCUAUUCGACUCGGGCUCGAAUGACGCUGAUCGUAUCUUGGUAUGGUACGAUUCGCGUUCUCUGCACAACUUGUUGGCUACCACUAGUGAGUUACAUAUAUCCAUGGACGGAACUUUCAAGAGAUGUGCGAAUAAGUGGGCUCAGCAAUACACUGUACUUAUAAGGCACUCGACUGGCCGUAUGAUUCCGGUAUUUUUCUGCCUGUUGCCCCACAAAGAUACAAUUACCUAUCGGCGCUUAUUCGAUGUUUUGGUGGUCUAUCUGGGCGAUAACGUGGUCUCUUGUAUGAUGGAUAUGGAGAAGGCGGCGAUGAUAGCUUUGAAAGAGGUGUGGCCUGAUUGUCGUAUAUCGAUUUGCCUAUUUCACUUCGGACAAGCGAUCUACCGCAAGUUUGGCUCGUGGGGAUACUGGGUUGCUACCGCUGACGACCUGGCAAAGGUUCGAGAGCGCACGUUCUACAAUUUGAUGGCGCUCCCUUUUUUACCCACCAGGCUGUUCGACGCGGGACUUCGCGUCGCCUGUUCAGACCUUCCUCAGCCACAAUAUCUCCGGGUGAGGAACUAUAUGAGAUCGACAUAUGGAGUGUUUCAGUUCUUCCACCCUUCGCGCUGGAAUCAGAUUGAUCGGGUGCUUCAAAACCUUCCGAGGACAAACAAUGCCCAGGAAGGUUUCCAUCGACAUUGGAACACACUAUUCCGGAACCAUAAUCACCCUAACAUUUGGGUGUGGAUUGGCCGUGUUCACGAUCAGUUUGCUGCGAAUCGGUUAGAUCUGAUUGAGCUGGCUCGCGGGAACAUUCCUCGACGGAAGGCUUACUAUGUGGAGACCGACUACUUGCUCUAUGAGUUCUGCUCCGAGGACACGUCUCAACUCUCUCCCGAAGAUCUUCCCGUCUGGUUUGCUCGAGCUCGAGCAAUAGUUCGUCGUGUGGUACCGAGGACUGAAGUCGAGAAAGACUUCGAUGACUACUUCGAGGAUCUCAUGGUGCGUCCUCCGUCUCCUGAUCCGGAAGACGCAGCGCCAGUCCUACUUCCUGGUGUGGAGAAUGAUUCUGCUGAUGUCGAAGGCGGCAUCGUAGUCCUCAACAUACCCGACGAUCACUUAAUCGACGUGUCAGGCCUGCUCGAAGCGGAUGUUCCUGAGAUGAGGCUAGCGGGAUCUGUGCCGAACACGGUAGUCGGAGCUGAAUCGCUCUCGGGUGAGGCACGUGCUGUAUCGACUCCUCCCUCGAAGACCACCACGGAUGACCACCCUGCGCCGAGUUCAUCAGGCUCUCCUCCUUGGGUGAGUUUCGAUAUUGAAGGACAUCGCCUGAGUGUCUCCGAGAUGGAUCAUGCGGAACUUAUGCAAGAGGGUUCCUUCGUGGCCGAUUCUGUCGUUGACUUAUGGAUGAGGCUACUCUGGCGUGCCCAUCGAGAUCGCAUGUUCCAUCCACAGUGUGUCUGGGCUGCAAGCGAGCUCAAUCCAUAUGGCUACAAUGAGGUUAGCUCCUCCGAUGGAGUGAAGCAGGUGCUGCAGCCAAUUUUUGUAGAUGGUUCACACUAUGCCGCGGUGGCAAGGCUAGUGGGGGGUGACAUCCUUUAUAUGGACAGUUUGCUUCACGAAGAAGUUCCUGCUGGCGCUGUGGCUGCUCUGACUCAGCUCUUCGGUCAUAACAAGCGCUAUACAGUUGUCGGAGUACAACAGCAGAGGAGCAAUACGUGUGCCUUACACACUAUUGCUCGGCUCACCGAAAUACUCCUCUGUGAUCGUGGUGAUGCUACUCGAACCUUUUUUGCAGAAGAAAAAAUGCGUAUCCAUGUAGAGGAAUGCCUGCGCAACGGUAACAUAAAGCGGUUCCCAAGACGGAGAGGGCCGCGCAGUCGCGUUUCUCCAAAUCGUGAGUCUCGAACUCCAGCUGCCGAAUGA
Molecule: messenger RNA, 2331 nt
Organism: Perkinsus marinus ATCC 50983
Lineage: Eukaryota; Perkinsozoa; Perkinsida; Perkinsidae
Exons: 1
Coding region: 1-2331 (776 amino acids)
Source: RefSeq, a predicted model, not a curated record